Entrophospora sp. SA101 is the source of this 624-nucleotide messenger RNA. The record is from the annotation of a GenBank genome assembly. NCBI's taxonomy places the organism in Eukaryota, Fungi, Glomeromycota, Glomeromycetes, Entrophosporales, Entrophosporaceae.
AUGAACAACCCCACAUCAGCUUUAAACAUGACAAAAAAACAAGAUAAAAAUGGCUCAAAACAAUCAAAUAAACUUGAAACUUUGGGGAAUGAGGUUACUAUGAAUUUGAAUAACAUUCUUUAUCAGAAUAUUCAAGCUUCUCCUUAUUUCAAGCAACUUUACGAAUUAAAAACCUAUCAUGAAGUUAUUGAUGAAAUUUAUAAUCAUGAACCAUUCCUAAAGGGAACAACAGCUUCGACAGCAUUUUGUUUAUUAUAUAAACUUUGGACCCUUCGAUUAACCGUUAAACAAGUAUCAGGAUUAAUUGAACAUCCUGAUUCACCAUAUAUUCGUGCUUUAGGAUUUUUAUAUCUUCGAUACGUUUGUAAACCAGAAAAUUUAUGGGAAUGGUUUGAAGCAUAUUUAGAUGAUGAAGAAGAGCUUCAAGUUCAAGGUGGCGCUCGUCCAAUAAUAAUGACAAUUGGUAAAAUUUGCAGUCAACUAUUAACUGAGCAAAAAUGGCUUGGUACCAUACUACCACGUAUUCCUGUUCCAAUAGCACGUGAUAUUGAUCAAAGAUUAAAAGAAUAUUCAUCACAAGAUCUUCCACCAACACCACUACCACCUUCAUCAUUAUCAAGGUAG